Molecule: messenger RNA, 2075 nt
Organism: Misgurnus anguillicaudatus (oriental weatherfish)
Lineage: Eukaryota; Metazoa; Chordata; Actinopteri; Cypriniformes; Cobitidae
Source: RefSeq, a predicted model, not a curated record
UUGCUUUGAAGAGCUCCGGGUUUGCACAUCCGUGCUGGUCCCUCUGCGCUUUCUUUUCACUGAGUGCACAGCGAGAGAUCCCGCGGGCCUUGUCUGAGACACUCUUCAAACAGCAUCGGCUCAAAAACAAGCACUUAAUAGAGAGCUGCUGGGAUAUUAACCAUCUCCCUCACUUUUGCACUGAAGUCUACAGGGUUUGAAACCAUGUUGAGAUUGCUCUUUAUCGCCGCUCUCGCAACGGCCGCGAGGGCAAGCGAUGUGCUCGAGUUCACAGAUGAUGAUUUUGACAGCAAAAUCGGAGACCACGAUCUUAUUCUGGUUGAAUUCUUCGCACCCUGGUGUGGCCAUUGCAAACGUCUUGCACCCGAGUAUGAGGCGGCCGCCACUCGACUGAAAGGCAUCGUUGCCCUUGCUAAGGUGGACUGUACUGCCAAUUCCAAUGUGUGUGGCAAAUAUGGUGUAAGCGGAUACCCGACCCUGAAAAUCUUCAGAGGAGGAGAGGACUCCGGUGGCUACGAUGGUCCCAGGACAGCCGAUGGAAUUGUUAGCCAUCUGAAGAAGCAGGCAGGUCCAGCAUCCGUGGAGAUCAAAAGUGAGGCAGACUUUGAGAAGUUCAUCGGGGAUCGUGAUGCCAGUGUUGUUGGUUUCUUCGCUGAUGGGGGAAGCACCGCUCAGGGAGAGUUUUUGAAGGCUGCCAGUGCUUUCAGAGAGUCCUACCGGUUUGCUCACACAAACGUUGAGGACUUGCUGAACAAACUUGACAUUGAUGGAAAGGGCAUUAUUUUGUUUCGGCCACCGCACCUCAGCAACAAAUUUGAAGACAGCAGAGUGGAGUUCUCUGAGGAUUCGUUCACAAGCGCCAAGAUCAAGAAGUUCAUUCAGGACAACAUUUUUGGCAUCUGUCCUCACAUGACAGAUGACAACAAAGACCAACUGAAAGGAAAAGAUUUGUUGGUGGCUUAUUACGAUGUGGACUAUGAAAAGAACCCUAAGGGAUCCAACUACUGGAGAAACAGGGUAAUGAAGGUGGCCAAGAGCUUCUUGGAUCAGGGGAAGAAGCUUAACUUUGCUGUGGCCAGUAAGAACAGUUUCGGUCAUGACGUGGCUGAACUGGGUCUGGACGCCAGCAGCGGAGAGGUGCCUGUUGUCGGCAUCCGAACUGCCAAGGGCGACAAAUACGUCAUGAAAGAGGAGUUCUCCCGUGAUGGAAAAGCCUUGGAGAAAUUCCUGCAGGAUUAUUUCGAUGGAAAUCUGAAACGUUAUCUCAAAUCCGAGCCUAUUCCCGAAAACAACGAUGGCCCUGUAAAGGUGCUGGUGGCUGAGAACUUUGACUCGAUUGUAAAUGACGACAGCAAAGACGUUCUCAUCGAGUUUUACGCACCCUGGUGUGGGCACUGCAAGAGCUUGGAGCCUAAAUACAAAGAACUUGGGGAGAAGCUUGCCAAUGAUCCAAACAUUGUAAUUGCUAAGAUGGAUGCCACUGCUAAUGAUGUUCCUCCUCCAUAUGAAGUUAGAGGAUUCCCGACAAUCUUUUUCUCUCCCGCCGGUCAGAAGCAGAAUCCAAAGAAAUAUGAGGGUGGUCGCGAGGUCAGCGACUUUAUCUCCUACUUGAAAAAAGAGGCCACCAACCCUCUGGACGUUCAGGAGGAUGACAAGAAAUCAAAGAAGAAGAAGAAGUCCGAGUUAUAAACAAUCAAAACCCAAUAACUCUGUGAAGGGAAUUUUGCAGGAGGCGUAAAUUAUAUUUCAGUCUUUAGUGAACAGAGUGCUCUGAUACAAUGCCAGCCCUCUCUUGGGCCUGCUGCUCUGGGAACACUGUGUUGAAGGUUGUGGUGGCCAGACCAAGUGUGAUUUUUAGAUCAGUGGAAGAGGUACAGAUUUGACAAAUUGAGAUUAUUUUCCCUCUACUGUACCCCAGAGAAAUGCACUUUUGAGACCAAUUCCACAGUUUGUUUUCUUUCUCAUGGAAAAGGGGAGGGGAUUUGGUGAAUUAUGUUUUUAUACCAUGUUUUCUUUUGAUCUGUUUUUUGUACAUUUGGAAGGAAUGUGAAAUAAAAGGCCCACUAAACCUGUAA